GUCAUCAUAGGCGGUGGGUCGUGUUGCCUGCUUGUGCAUCUGUAUUUCUGUUAUUUUGGCGGUACACGUUCAAAGAGAUAUAUUGAAUAUUUUGUGGGUUUAAUUCAAAGGAAAAUGAGCAUUUUGAAAUGUUUUCUGCGGUCAUGCACAGGCUACUCUCAUUAUUGGCAAGCUCAAGCAAAGCAAAUGGAAUUCUACACUUACAGGAGCUACACCUCUACUGUUAAUGACGAUGGUUCAAACGAAGUUAAGAUUGAAGUUCCAUGGGGUGUUAUUGCAGGCAAGGAGUGGGGACCAAAAUCAGGCAAGCCAGUUUUAGCUGUCCAUGGCUGGCAAGACAAUGCAGGGAGCUUCGACAGAUUAGUGCCUCUAUUGAACUCUGAUUUGAGAAUUCUUGCCAUUGACUUACCAGGACAUGGCAAGUCUUCUCCCUUUCCUCCGGGUAUUUUCUUCCAUUACAUGGACUAUUUACUGAGUAUGAAUAGAGUUGUGAGGCAUAUGGAAUGGGAUAAAUUCAUUUACUUGGGCCACAGCCUUGGAAGUAUUUUAGGUUACAUAUACUGCUCAACCUUCCCAGAAACGGUAGAAAAAUACAUCGGAAUAGAAGCCCUAAAGCCUAAAGUCUUUCCUGCGGAGAAGCUUCAAAAGAUCAACAGGAAAAACGCAGAGACUUUCUUCAAAAUUGAAGGAAUGAAAGCCAAUACUCAGCCAGUUUACUCCUACGAAGAAGCCGUGAGAAGAAUGUUAAAAGGUUACGAUGGUUCGAUCAAUGAGCAAUCAUGUGAAGUACUUUUAAGGAGAGGCUUGAGAGCGACUGGAAACGGAUAUACUUACAGUCGUGAUCCAAGGGUAAAGGUCGGCCGGCUGGAUUUAGGGUACUCGGAAGAAAGCUUGAUGGCAUAUGCAUCUAAUAUGAGUUGUGAAGUCCUCAAUAUAAAGGCUAAAAAUGGCCUUGAUUAUGAACCCAAAGAGAUAUAUUAUGGUGCUGUCGAAGCUCUGAAGAAAACAGCUCCAAGAGUCCAGUUUGAAGAAGUUGAAGGCACUCAUCAUCUUCACCUCAACACGCCAGAAAAUAUAGCUUCACUUAUAAAUGAAUUCAUAAGUUCAUAAUGAAAAAUUAAUUAGGGCAUUGUGGAGCUGGUCGAGAUUAUAUGAGGUAGAUAAUUUAUUUGAUUUAGGAUAGCAAUUGAUAUUCAACCUGAGAACUGGACAGUUAUGAAGUUAUUAAAUAACAAUUAUUUAAAGUACAUAUACGGGCUUUUUUAUAUUAACAUGGAAUUCCAUCACAGUCUGUUACAGUUUUCAGGUUUUCACCCAUUUCUCAUGACCGGGAAUGUAUAUAUUGUAUGAUAGAUUUCUGACUCAAUUUAUUUAAAGUAUAGUUAAUAGGAAGUUGAAAAGGUGAAAAGAGAAAUAUAAAAGUUACCAUUGGAUUCACCUAACUAGUCAAAAUUUCAAAAUCAGGUUGUUCAAUUAUUAAAACAUUUCCUACUUCCUGUACCAUUUCUUAUGCACAAGCAUUAUGGUAAUAUUUUCUCAUAUAUUAUUUCAUAAUUUUGUAUGAUUUUAUAUCUAUAUCUAUAUCUGUCUAUCUAUGUAUCUAUCUAUGUAUCUAUCUAUGUAU
This is a messenger RNA of Penaeus chinensis, 1624 nucleotides long. Its product is annotated as probable serine hydrolase. Bases 115 to 1110 code for a protein of 331 amino acids. The transcript is spliced from 7 exons. The record is from RefSeq and is a predicted model, not a curated record. NCBI's taxonomy places the organism in Eukaryota, Metazoa, Arthropoda, Malacostraca, Decapoda, Penaeidae.